Messenger RNA from Erigeron canadensis, 1478 nucleotides. Its product is annotated as serine-threonine kinase receptor-associated protein-like. The record is from RefSeq and is a predicted model, not a curated record. Gene Ontology annotation, molecular function: RNA binding; protein binding. NCBI's taxonomy places the organism in Eukaryota, Viridiplantae, Streptophyta, Magnoliopsida, Asterales, Asteraceae. Gene Ontology annotation, cellular component: SMN complex. Bases 334 to 1353 code for a protein of 339 amino acids. The transcript has 7 exons. Gene Ontology annotation, biological process: spliceosomal snRNP assembly.
UUUUAGUUUUCUACAUAAACAAUUUGCAUUAAUUAAAAUUAGGGUUAGGAGGUGUGGAUUGAUAAUCAUCUAUGUUUUAUUGAUUUGAUUGAUUUGGCUUUGAUCAGAUCAAUAAAAUUAGGGUUUCGUUUCCUCACUUGUGUUCAUUACCGCCACUACCUAUACAUAUACACAGUUUAUAGCUAUAUCUAUAUAUUCUAUACGUAUUGUUAUUUUUUUAAAGGAAGGAAGGAAGGCAAUUGUGUACGUAUUUUUUAAGAGGUUCAAUUGUCAAUUUCUGGAUCAGAUAUAUAUAUAUAUAUAUAUAAUCAUUAGGGUUUUUGAGAGAUUAAAAUGGAUAAGAAGAAAGUAGCAGUGCCAUUGGUAUGCCAUGGACAUUCACGUCCAGUUGUUGAUUUGUUUUAUAGUCCCAUCACUCCUGAUGGUUUUUUCCUCAUCAGUGCCAGCAAAGAUUCGACGCCUAUGCUUAGAAAUGGAGAAACUGGAGACUGGAUAGGAACUUUUGAAGGACAUAAAGGUGCAGUCUGGAGUUGUUGUCUAGAUACUAAUGCUCUUCGUGCUGCAUCUGCGUCUGCGGAUUUCACAGCGAAGUUGUGGGAUGCGUUAACUGGGGAUGUGCUGCACUCGUUUGACCACAAACAUAUUGUUCGAACGUGUUCCUUUUCUGAGGAUACACAUUUUCUGCUGACUGGCGGGUUUGAGAAGAUACUACGCAUAUUCGAUUUAAAUCGACCAGAGGCGCCUCCAAGAGAAGUUGAGCAUUCUCCAGGCUCAGUCAGGACUGUUGCGUGGCUCCACAGUGACCAAACAAUAUUAAGUUCCUGCUCUGAUUCUGGUGGAGUAAGGCUAUGGGACGUGAGAAGUGGGAAGAUUGUUCAUACCCUUGAAACAAAAUCAUCUGUGACCAGUGCUGAAGUUAGUAAAGAUGGGCGUUAUAUAACCACUGCUGAUGGAUCUUCUGUCAAGUUCUGGGAUGCAAACCAUUUUGGAUUGGUGAAAAGUUAUGAUAUGCCCUGCAAUGUGGAAUCAGCUUCGUUGGAACCAAAAUUUGGUGAUAAGUUUAUUGCUGGAGGGGAAGACAUGUGGAUUCGUUUAUUUGAUUUCAACACUGGUGAAGAAAUUGGGUGCAACAAGGGUCACCAUGGUCCGGUCCAUUGUGUGAGGUUCUCACCUGGAGGUGAAUCAUAUGCAUCUGGGUCGGAAGAUGGAACCAUAAGAAUAUGGCAGACAGGGCCUCUGAAUCCAAAGGAGAAAGAAAGUUCUGUUCCAAAUGGACCAAGCAAGGAGGUGAAGCCCAUAACAGCUGAGGAAAUCGGCACGAAAUUGGAGGAUUUGAAAGUUGGCAGGGAGUAGGGGUGGGCUGUUAACUAGAAAACAUACAGAUAUGUUUGUUCAACUUUUGUGUGGCUAAGUUGUAAGUCUAUGUUGUCACUUCAUCCUUUUAAAAUAAAUAGACACUACUUGGAGUUUUGGCUUAA